Messenger RNA from Paramuricea clavata, 3372 nucleotides. The record is from the annotation of a GenBank genome assembly. NCBI's taxonomy places the organism in Eukaryota, Metazoa, Cnidaria, Anthozoa, Malacalcyonacea, Plexauridae.
AUGCAACACAAUGACAGGGAAAUAAACUUGAUCUGUAUUUAUGCACCAACCGAUGAUACGCAGAGAAGACGUUUCUUUGAAACUCUGGGAAAUAUCACCAUUACCACGCAGUAUUUUAUUGUCGCGGGCGAUUUUAACUGUAUUGCGGAACUGACUCUAGAUAAGGUGGGAGGAAAUCCUGCGAGAGGUCUGGCAGGGAAUGAAGAGCUGAUGACAUGGACAAACACUUUAGGACUAACCAAUGCGUGGAGAGCUCAACAUCCAAAGGCAAGGAAAUUUACCUGGAGCAAACCAGAUCAAUCAAUCCAAACACGAAUAGACCGCAUAUUCAUACCUAAAGAACUGGCGGAGAAAGCAGAUUCAAACAUAGUUGUAUGCUCCCUAUCGGACCACAAAGCUGUGAUAACGACCAUCCCAUUCCCCACAGAACAACCGAGAGGACCAGGGGUGUGGAAGCUCAAUAACGAUCUCUUGACGGACUUCAUGUACCUACACGAAAUCAACACCUUUUUGGACUACUGGCUGACCCAACAAGAUAGCCAUGAUGAUAUAGGAGAGUGGUGGGAGGAGCUAAAGCAGCACAUAUAAUAUUCAUGUAUAAAUGUAUAAAACCGUUUUUUUCCAAACACUGCCGUGUGUCGAUUGUUUUUGUAUAGAAUCAGAUGUCAAACAUAUCAUUUAUCACAGAAGACACUCUAUAUAUAUAUUCUCUGUGCCGAAAUCUCCAUCUCGUGUUUGUAUUAUAUGGUAAGUAAACCUAUACACGCUUAUAUUCUGUAAGCACUUCGAGUCUUUGCACACUAUUAAAUUAAUUUGCUGUAUAAAGCAAUUUGCUUGCCAGCAGAAUUUCAGUCCAUCGCACGUACAUUCCAAGCGCCGAUUAACUGGCUCGCGUGUCACUCAAACGCACAUGUUUUGCCGGUCGAACUUAUAGAAUACCAAGUAAACAUUUAUUCGAACAUCGCAUUAUUUCACGGUGCGUGACCCGAAACCUUUCCGGGUCACAAUGCAAUUUGCGAGUGAAAGAAGCUCAACCCAUUCACGGAUCUUUAAGCAGCGCGAAAGCCGAUAUGUUUGCAACUCUCGUCUCACAGUCCAUGCCACACGGCUGCCGUGCCCCUCUCCAUGACCGCACGCGCGUGCGCGAGAGAACCACGAGAGUCGCGGUGGGCAAUCACCACAGACUUGACGUGCUUGUGCGAUGAGUAAUCAACCGUUUGUCGACGUCAUAAUCGCUCGCAAGCAAGCUCCUUCUCACCGCGUUUUCGUGGCACAAGUGUUCGGAAGAAAUAUGUGUGGCAAACGGAGAAGAAGGCAUCGCUUCUCGGCCUUUUGGCUAAGUGAGAAGAGUACUGGAAGUUUUUGGAUUGUGGUCAAUCUCCUGCUAUUGAACAAGAAGUUCCUGAUCGAAGAAAGAAGUUAUCUUGCUGUUAUUAUCUUGUCCUGGUCUUGCUGCCUUGGUCUUGUUUUGGUCCCGCUGCCUUGGUCCUUCUACCUUGGUCUUGCCUUGGUCCUCUUGCCUUGGUCUUUGGCUUGGUUUCUUUUUGGUGUUUGUGCUGUUUGCUUGUCUCUGUGUCACAUUUUGUUGGCCGUAGGUUGGCGCCUGCGCUGUGAGUGUGUGGUAUAUAUUGUGUGCACCGCAAGUAUAUUGUGGUUUAAUUUGUUAUAUAAGUUGUGUGAGUUUUUUCUGGUUAUUCCCAAUCCAGGGACCCUAAAGGGGGUAACUGAAGGGAGGGGGUCUUCAGUUCUUUUUGUAUUUUUGAUUGGGGGGUCGUGCUUGAUGAUUCCCCGAUAGCCUGUUUCUUGUUAAGUGUACUUUAAGUUAACACUGCGGUGCACAUCUUCACAUAAUUAUUGGUUUGUCCAUUAAUUAAUUCUUUGUUUCAACUUUUUUUCAUAAUUUAAAUACACAUCUAAUAGUCAUUUAAUUAUGAUUCCGUUUAUAAAUCGGACGGCUGAUAUUCUUUUGUCCGAUCAUAUUGAAGCUUGCGAUGUAAACGUACGCGAGGUUAUAGAUGAUUUCCGUGGUCAAUUUGACAACUUUACGGAUAUUUUUGAGCCGAUAGUUUUUAUGGCGCCUGGCCGUUAUCAUAUUACGUGUAAAAGCGCGCGAAAAUUAGAAGCGGUCAUCCUGUAGUCUCGUUCGUGGUCAUCCUGUAGUCUUUAAGCCGAUUUCCAUAUUUAAAUGGGUUAACAUCACCUGUUUAUCUUAUGGUGUCCCUGAUGAGGAAAUUACCAUAGCUAUGGCAAUUUAUGGUCCCAUUAAAUUAAUUCGCAACGAGCAAUAUUCUCGUGUAUAUACGGGUGUUCGUAAUAUCUUAAUGGAAGUGAUUAAUGAUAUACCGACGUGUCUUCGCAUCGCUGGUCAUUGGUGCACAGUUCAUUACAAAGGUCAAAAGCGGCCUUGUUUCUCCUGUGGCAAGGAAGGGCACUUCAGUAGCAAAUUUCCUGACAAGCAUAUUCAACUGCCUCCUACUUUGCCUGUUAUUCCAACCGUGGCUCCUACUGGUGUUUCUGAAGCUGGUACUUCUGGUGAGGUUGAAACUCGUCAUGUUCUUAAUGAUCUGCUGUUGCAAGUCAGUGAUGGGUUGGUCAAUGGUGUGACCUUCAACCAGCCUUCUAUUAAUGCUGCUUUGGUGGUAGUGGAGCAUCCUGCCUCUUUUGCGUCCGUUCUUUCUUGGGAUAAUGAUAAUGCCCCAUCUACUAGUAGUUCUUGAUGUCGUUCAGUCUUCCCAGGAUCAGGGAAUACGUGAAGUAAUCGAUGAGGAAGUCUCUGCGGUGGUGCAGCGUGUUGUCUUGCCUGAGUCUGUCCUCCCUGUGGGUGAAGAUGCCGAUGUUCAUGUUGGUCAGGAGCAGUCGGCGGGUUUAUCUUUGGCAUCCUCAGAGGUGGAGGAAACUCCUCUCGAAGCACACGAUGAUCUGCCUCUUGGUGACAAUGGGUCACCUCGUCCCUCGAAAUUGACCUCCAAACGAGGGUGUCCUCGCAAAUGGAAGCCUCGAUCAAGAUCUCGUUCACCUCUUCGUGAUGAAGCAACUUACCAGUUGUCUUCCUCAACAGAUUCACGCCCUGAAGAAUUCAAUGGUUUUUCUUUUGAGUCCGAAUCUGUUAAAUCCCAAGUUUUGUCUCCCUCCAUGUGUGAUGAUGGUGAUGGUGGUAAAUCUCCUGACAACAUUUUUGCAUCCCUUACGGCCUCUGAUAUUUGGAAUUCCCCUUUAACUCAAUUCCCACCGAAUCUUCCUUGUGACCCGCAAGAAAGAAUACACUUUCCUACUAAACCAGCAGCCUCACAAGCUUCUGAAGAAUCUUCCUUUAUUUCGCUUUUUUUGCGCCUUCUGAUUCUCCUCCCAACGGACAGGAAUCGUCGUAAAUAG